AUGGACGCCUCCUGGCGGUCCUAUAGAUUUGAUUAUCGCGGUAUCCUUCGGGCUGUUCGUGCCGCCUCGGUUACUAAAGGCCGCAAAAUACGGAGGCCUCAAUGUUCAUCCUUCACUGCUGCCAGAACGCCUGCUCCAGGAUUUGAAAUACCGAAUCCUGAAACGUGCACGGUGCAGGAGCUGUUGGACCUGGUUGCUCCCAAGGGUGCGGAGAUGUUGAUAAAUGGCAUUCGAAACCGAAUCUUCGUUCCCCCGCUGAAAGACGCGGGUUGGCGUGCAGCUGCAGGAGGCGAUCCCAUCAUCCAUGCAGCCAAAAUCACGCCUGAAGACAGGCAUAUUGACUGGAAAAACUGGACGUGGAAAGAGAUCAGUCGACGCCAGCGAGUUCUGGGCCCCUUGUGGAACAUGGCCCUUGUGCCAGUCAAGCCGGUUGACGGUGGCGUGGAAUUCCAGAAGAAAAGAGUGAUAUUUACCAACGUCGAAGAGGCCAAGCCCGUUCCAGGAAGCGAGCCGCUUGCACUGCUUCCAGGCGUGCCGUUUGCAGAGGGUCCCGUGCCUCAACAACCCAGCGGAGAAAAGCCGCUCUACGUGUAUGCGCGAGAUGGAAAAUUGCUUCGCCUGCGCGAAGUGAAGGUUGAAGGGCAGCAGGCAAACGAUGGCUUUCGGGCUGCAUUCAAGGCUCAAAUGUUAUGUAAUCGGGCUGUUCGCUCGGGGGAGUCGGAGUUCUGCAUGUUCUACAAUCCAUUGAUCUGA
This is a messenger RNA of Rasamsonia emersonii CBS 393.64, 753 nucleotides long. RefSeq lists its product as uncharacterized. The record is from RefSeq and is a predicted model, not a curated record. Gene Ontology annotation, molecular function: methionyl-tRNA formyltransferase activity. Lineage: Eukaryota; Fungi; Ascomycota; Eurotiomycetes; Eurotiales; Trichocomaceae. The transcript is spliced from 3 exons. Gene Ontology annotation, biological process: conversion of methionyl-tRNA to N-formyl-methionyl-tRNA. Gene Ontology annotation, cellular component: mitochondrion. The coding region runs from base 1 to 753 and encodes 250 amino acids.